AUGAACGAGUCGUCAAUCGAAAGCGACGAUGAGACAUUCAUGUCGCUGUCAUCGGUGAUCAGCACAAUCGAAACGUCGAGCUAUUUUCUGUGGCUGCGCCAAAACAGCAAACAUCUUCUGCCGAUUUUUUGUUUCGUCGGAAUUCUCGGAAAUUCGAUGGCGCUUAUCUUGAUCAGAACGAAUUUCUGGCUUCGACGCCUCACUUCCAACAUCUAUCUGUGCACGUUGUCGGUUUCCAGCUGCGUCUUCUUGGUCACCGUAAUCAUUUCAUGGGCGGACACUUAUCUCAAAUUACCCCUAUAUGGAGAAUCGGAGAUUGGAUGCAAGACGUUCACGUUCAUCGCGCAUUUUUCGGACUUUGUGUGUGUUUGGAUGAUCUCGUUGAUCUCGUGCGACCGAAUGAUCGUCCUCUUCCGGCCAAGAUUGCGACGUUGGGUCUGCACGAAAACGUUUGCACGCAACAUGACCAUCGGCACAGUGCUCACUUCGUGCGUCCUCUACAGCUGGGUCUUCGUGUUCGCCGGCCUCGAGUCGUAUGGAAAUGAAAACGAUCAAUUGUAUUUCUGCGGGCUGAGCAAUGAUGUCGACGUGUUUGGCUACAAAGUCAAUCAGCACUACUUUUUCUUCACUCUAAUGGACACUGCGAUUUGCACACUUCUUCCAGCGAUCCUCAUCAUCAUCGUCAAUUCAUUUUCGACUUACCGAUACCGUCAAUGCAUGAAAAUUUACUCAUCAGGAGUCCUUCGUGUUCGAUUCGUUCGAGCGCCGACGACCCAACAGCAGCAAUUGCAACUCAACAAUGACACCAUUCAAUUUGAGGAAACGACUGUCAAAAAGUAUUUGUUGAGCACUGACAAUCCGCACUCGAAUCUGCCGACGUGUUCGACGCAAUCGCGAAAUUGCGGAAAACUUCGAAGCUCGGAUUUGCAGCUCAGCAGAACUCUUUUGAUUGUUACUAGCACGUUCGUUCUUCUGAAUGUACCUAGUUAUGCGAUGCGAAUUCUUCAGCACAUCUUCAAUCCGAAAUCGCAUCUCUUUCAUUUUAUUCUUUUCGUCACUUACUUGAUUUACUACUUACAUCAUGCGGUUCUCUUCUAUAUGUACAUAUUCUGGAGCCCACAAAUGAAGAAGCAACUCAAACCGACAGCAAUGCGACUUCUCGAAUGCUAUUGCCUGAAAACGGUUCCCGAAUUUGGACAUCGAUCAUCAUCGACACAGGCAUUUAAAUAA
Molecule: messenger RNA, 1230 nt
Organism: Caenorhabditis bovis
Lineage: Eukaryota; Metazoa; Nematoda; Chromadorea; Rhabditida; Rhabditidae
Source: the annotation of a GenBank genome assembly